This is a messenger RNA of Ooceraea biroi (clonal raider ant), 5751 nucleotides long. It is a transcript of the gene numb, whose product is annotated as NUMB endocytic adaptor protein. Gene Ontology annotation, cellular component: cytoplasm. The record is from RefSeq and is a predicted model, not a curated record. NCBI's taxonomy places the organism in Eukaryota, Metazoa, Arthropoda, Insecta, Hymenoptera, Formicidae.
CUCUCGCUUCCUCGCCGCCGUUUCCUCAGUGAAAAUGCCGCCGCGAUAGAGAGCCGCGCGUGCCGUGUGCUCUCCUCGGGCUCUCGUCGCGCCCCCCCGUGACAAGGAGUCGGCCGUCUUAUCGAAGGGAUCCUUGGCGAGACGGGCUCUUCGAUCCCCCGAUUUCGCUCGCGAUCCGAGCUCUCUCAGCCGCUGUUCCUUUCUUUUUCCCUGUGUUCCGUUCCUUCUUCCUUCUUCGUGCGUCUGAUUUCUCUCUCGCUCUCUUCUGCUCCGCUCUUCUCCCCGUGGCCCUUAUCACCGCCUCCCUACCCCUCCCUUUAUUACGCGCGCGGUGCGUAUCGGCGAGCGCACGGUUUUGACAGGCCGCGCGAGUGCCACGGGACGGAUCGGGUGUCUCUUUCGCGCCCGAUCGCGGAUUUUGGAGCGCCGCUUCCGGGGAACCGCGCGCUUUGACAGCGCACAGAACAAAGGCGUGGAUUAUUGAGUUGGAGUAAACUAUAAAAUUUUCGAAGCGCGAGAGGUCGCCGGGAAAAAGGAUGGAUCGGCUUCGACGGAGCUUCCGCGACAGCUUCCGCCGGCGAAAAGAUCCCCACGUGCCCGAGUCUAGCAAGCCCCAUCAGUGGCAGGCUGAUGAGAGUGCAGUGCGCUCGGCCACAUGCGCUUUUCACGUUAAGUACCUGGGAUGUGUGGAAGUGUUCGAGUCGAGAGGUAUGCAGGUUUGCGAAGAAGCCCUGAAAGUUCUCCGAAACUCAAGACGAAGGCCAGUGCGGGCAGUGCUUCACGUAUCCGGCGACGGGCUGCGCGUUGUCGAGGACGAAACUAAGGGGUUAAUUGUCGAUCAGACAAUCGAGAAGGUUUCGUUCUGUGCGCCGGACAGGAAUCAUGAAAAGGGAUUCAGUUACAUCUGCAGGGAUGGCACAACGAGGCGGUGGAUGUGUCAUGGGUUUUUAGCGUUGAAAGAAUCGGGUGAAAGACUAAGUCACGCAGUGGGUUGCGCUUUCGCCGCGUGUUUGGAGAGGAAGCAACGACGGGAUAAAGAAUGUGGAGUUACAAUGACUUUUGAUUCGAAAACUUCAACUUUUACAAGAAGCGGUAGCUUUAGGCAACCGAGUCUCACAGAGCGGUUGCAGGAAUCGCGUGACCGUUCAGUAGAUGUUCCCCCGGUUAAACAGGUGUACAAUCCUUUCGCGAUCGAAAGGCCACACGCAACUCCGUCUAUGCUGGAGCGGCAGGGUUCCUUCCGGGGUUUCACGCAACUGAAUCAAGCAUCCCCAUUUAAAAGGCAGCUCAGUCUACGAGUGAACGAUCUUCCUAGUAAUCUCGAACGCACACGUAGUCACAGUCUCGAGCCGACGGAUUUGUCGCGGAUGCCUUCAGCUCUGUCGCAUAUUGUACCUUUAAAGCCUCCAGAGUUCGAAGGAUAUGACGAAGUGAGUCCGAUACCGGAAAUUUCGCCCGGUGGUCAGGACAGCGUCUCCGCAAUGUGUCAGCAGCUUUCUCGUGGGCUUUCUCUGCUCUCGAGCAGCGACGACUUCGGACCAAUGCCAUCGUCUCAGUCUGCUAUGAGCGCCGUCGCCAAGCAGCUUUUCACCAGCACCGCUACCAGUUCUCCUCCAGUAACGAGUAGCAACUCGUUGGAUGAGAUGAAACUGCAGAACGGUCCCAGUAUUAAUAACAAUAACAACAACGACAAGAACGAUGAGCUCAGUUUGAAUCACGUUGGUCCCAGCUGGCAGGAAUCGGCUGCAUCUCCCGUUCUCGCAUCGAAUCACAGGCUUACGCCUAUCCUUAAGGCGAGCAACUUGAGUCCCGUUCUUCCAAGGACGAACGCGCCCACUCCAGUCGUCAUGAGCACGCCGGCACCCGUUACCUCGAGUGUGGGUGCCUUCGGUACGCCACCUUCAGCGGCGAGUCCUGCUUUUAGCACGGCUUCUACGUCCUCUUUAGGGAACGCGUCUACGCCGGCCGUGAACAGAUCGCCGAUCCCAGUAAGUUCGGUGAUAACUCCGAAAACAGGUUCUCCCAGCACCAGCGUAGCGUCCGUUUCCCCGGGUUUGCCCGCUUCGACUGACGCCGCUCAAGUUUCAUCGACAACCGGUAUUCCGACAGCUCUGGUACAGCCGCUUCCCUCAGCAGCUGGUUUACCGAAACCAGAACAAUGGUUGGGUAGCAUAACCGGCUCUGUGCCGUCGCCAACACAGCAGGUAUCCGCUAGUCCCCGGCGAGCGCCGCCUCUUCAUGCGAGAGCACAUUCGCUCGGUUCAGCUGCAAUGAGCCACCAAGCUUCCAGAAGUGGACCCUCCGAUCCGUUCGACGUCGAGUGGGCGGAAAUCGCCGCCAGGAAUCUGCGGCAGUCGACCACGACGAAUCCCUUCAUCAUGCCGAACGCGACCCAGGCGUUCCAAGUGCAGUUGUAGCGUCAGGAGUUCAUUAAUAGCGUCGCCAAGUAUUUCCGCUCGAGCACAUAGCAGCUGCACGCCCGCUCCCGCUUCGAUCCCCCACACGAUCGAAAGUAUUACACGUGAGCCACGUGUUCCUCGACCUGAUCGUGAGCAUCCGGUCGCUCCCGCGUGCGACGCCGCUGUCGAGCUUCCCGAUCGGCCAACACGAUCAACCACGGCGAUCUUCAGCGAGACUGAAGAAGAGCCAGGUCAGAGGAGCGCGAAGAUCCCUCUCGUUGAGUCGACAUCUAAUAGCAACGACGGUAGCAGCGAACCAGCACAAAAGUAUCCGUAAAAUACUUAAUAUUAAAUAGAUAAGUAUACACGCACAGCCUUAACGACCUCAGCAAGAGCAAGGAGUAAAAUACAUAAAUACGCGUAAACGCAGAUAAGCAGAAGUUCGGAUAGCGUGACGGGGAUUGAUACGGAUUUUCGCGCAUCGAUAAUAACGGGCUGCAGUUACAGCCGGUCGAUUAAGAAGAAGCAAUAGGUGUCGCGAAGUAUUCGUCGAGCGCAAUUCCCGUUGCACGGCACCGACGAUAAUUAUACUUAAAUGUCUGUCACGCGAUAUAUCGUAAUUGGAUAUCCCAAUUAUCUUGAGUAGAGUUAGGCUCGAACCGAGCGGUUAUCGUCGUUCUGCAUGAGAAAACGAGAUUGUACGCACCCAAGAUUACGCUGCACCCUUAACAAUUUUUUUUCCCAAAAGAAAAAAAGCAAGUACGUAGUUGUAGUCGCUUCGUGAUCGCGUCGCGAUCCGGCUCACGAAGUGGAAGAAGAUAAUCGCGCGCCUUCCCUGCGGAGGGAGGGCACUUGCAUUUCCGACGAGCUCACCCGGCUCUGGCAAGCACGGAUAGAGCAGGCGUUUCGUCGAACGCCUUUUGAUCACGCAGCGUAAGCGCGGGGUAGGGUUUAACAUCCGUGAGAGACUGUGAUAUUGACGCGAAGUGGCCAGUACUUAAGCGAACAGGGUCGAACAGAUGCAUCGUGAAGAACUUGCUCAAGGUCGCCGCGCCGCCCGACAGCACAGCAUAGAAUGAGCGGUCGUGAGCUCGGGUACCACAGACUCCAUCGUCCCACGUAGCCGGCAAGAACACAUAGAUUAUACUACUUAAAUAAAGAUUAGCUGUUGAAGGUUUAGUGGAGACAGUAUGUCUUAUACACUAUCGUUGUCUAUUAUACACACGAUCGUGUUUGCAUUUAUCGUAAGGUUCACGAGGCGAUGAUGACAUAGACCGAUGGAGAUUCUCGCACGAGGAUGACGCACGCGGAACGAUUUCCUCGUGAGUCUAGGCUCUCGCGACGGUGCUUCCGCUCCAAUAAUAAUAGUUGCGAAAAUGCCGGCCGAUCCUCGGCGCGUAUUGUUAUGUUACACGAUGUGAUCGCGCUGGUGUAUGAGGUCGACGAUGUACGUCGUAGCGAGACGAGCGAGAAAGAGGGUUUUCCUCAAUCCCAUAGUAAUACGAUAGCAUCCCGUGAGAUAUCAGUAUUGCGCCUCGCAGCUGCCUUUCGAACUAAGCUGCGCUUUCGGUUUUUCGAAACGGAUCGAGGGUAAACGUCGAGGAAGACCAAGAAGGAUACUGCAGGAGGGAUGAAUUGAGGUGUGUGUGUGUGUGCACAUUGUACAUAGAUUAAUUAUUUAAAAUGUAACGCGCGAGAUACAGUAGAGAGAGUGCGGAGAAAUUGAGAGAGAGAGAGAGAGAGAGAGAGAGAGGUCAUUUGUCAAGCCGGCGACUCAGCAAUGAGGCAAGAGCGAGAGAUUCUUCCUAUGUGAAUAAAGUUUAGUCGAAGCGUCAGAGUAUCUUACAAAUAACUCGGAGGACUAGGAUACGGCAACGUUGCAUUACGUGAAAUUUGUUAAAUAAUACGAGAUCUGCAGCUUGUAAUUUAUUUAUGCAUUCGUUUAUGGCGUUAAUCGGAGUAACGUUACUGUUAAGAAUAGCAAAUUAGUUUCGUAUUAAACUAAAAAUUAGUUUCGUAUUAACGCGCAGCAUUCUGAUAGAUACGCACGUACGUAUUAUACGUAGGAAUUCCUGUAAAAAUAUCCAUAUCGAAACUCAUACAUGUGCGUAUAAUAUUUUUUUUAGUCACAAUGAAUACACCUAAAAGCAUACCUACGUCGAAAUGUUUUCAUGCGAGCAAUCGUGCUGUACAACGUUAACGCUUCGAUCGUGCAUUUAAUCGCUCGAAAGAGACUGUUAUUGGCAAUUGGAAGCGAGAAAUGCGGAUUCCGCGAGAUAAUGCCGUCGUCGUUGUUCGAGUUGUUCGGCAAAAAUGGACUUGGUUUUUCGAGCCACCUUCCGUCCGUCCCGAAAAUCAAAAGGUAACAAAGAGAAAAACGAAGUUGAGCGAUGGAAACGAGCACUGUAAAGCAGCACAGGAAGCGAUCGCUAGGUACUUAUCGCGGUACUUACUGAAAAAAACGUUGGUUAAUCAAUGUACUUAAAUAUUAACACACGUAGGUCGCUGUUUAGCGAGAUCAUCGCUGAUCGACGCACGUCGUCGAUGUCUUCUUCUUUACUCGUCAUAUUAUCGCUUUUCUGGUUUUAUUUCCCUUGGACUAACGUUCCCUGCGUUUUACUCCCCCGUUUCAUUUUUCGUUAUGUUUCGCGAGGGAACAUCCAAAGGAAUGUGUACAUAACGCAGUAUAGCGGUUCGUUAUAUAAUAUUUUAUCACGUUUAUGUACUUAUUGUUUUCUCUUUUAUGCCUCAUGGUCGAUGUACGCUAACUCACACGGUUCAUUUGACUAGGAUCGAGAGGAAGCGAUAGUGGCGUCUUGGCUGAUCUCUGCUUGCGUGAUGCUCGUGAUUUUGUUGCAGAGGCACCCAGUUUCACUUUUGUAAAUUUUAAUCGGUGCGAUCACAAAGAGUUCCGUUUCAGUUGGCUAUCCUUUCACCCUCGAGAAGCGCGGAGAUCAGCCAAGUCGCGUUCCGGUGUCUCGUUCGACUGAAAUAGGCAAGUGCAUUUAGAGAAACGGAUAACAAUGUGGUGCGCAUACUUAUACACGUACACAUAUACAUACACAUAUAUAUGGACACGCAUACACAUCCAGAAAGAGACGCCGGGACAAGAUUAUAGACGAGUAUAGGUACACCGCGUGCCAAAUUCAAAAGUGCAACCGCGUUGCCUGCCAAUUGGACGGUAUACAUCGCGCACGCUUCCGUGGUUGUGUUGUACAUAGUAUCGCCGGUCGAUUCCUGGAUCAACGUACGACUUAAUGCGUGUAUAUUUCGUAAAGGUAUCCUUGUUCAUUUUACAUUGUAUCUGCCACUGUAAAAAUACGAUUUAUUAUAUAAUAUCUGUUGUGAUUAC